UUCUCACAAGUCUGGGUCUUAUGCAUGGUAACUUCGCCUGCAGCGUGGCAGCCACAGUCAGUGACCGGUUAUCGAUAAGCCAUAACAACCCAACGGCCUCUGCUCUGCAGUCUGCAGAGUGCAGACAUCGCCAAUUCCCCCCCCACUCCCCACUGGACCACGUGGGACAUCCGGCCAAAAAUGGACGCUUUUCUCGUGAGGCUCACCCAGCAGGCAAUGAACUAUGCCAUCCGCUCGGGAAUCGCCAUCACUGCUAAAUACGCCAUCAGCCAGUCGUCGCGCUUGCUCAAAAAUGUGGACGACUGCGAGGAGAAAGAUGAGUUGAUUACCCUCCAGCAGCGCCUGGAGAGCAAGAUCCAGGUCAUCUCUCCGGCGAUUGACAUGAUCGAACUCAUUGCCGCAAGAGGCAAUACAUCGCUGGAGUCGGCCGUGUUUCUCACCAAGUCGCUCCGCUGGGAAAUCCAAUCGCUCGGGCAGCGACUCGCGAGGGCUGCGGCCUCCGAGGAGCUGUACCUGAAAGGCGCAAAUCCCAAGAGAGACCGCGCCCAACACAAGGCCGAGAUCAAGAUCAUCAUCCGGGAGAUCAAGAAGCUUCUCGUCCGCAUCGAAGAUGCAGUGCCCCUGAUGAACCUGGCAAUCACGACUUCCGGUGCCAAAUUAUCAACGAACCUCCCGUCAACCGUAUCCCCGUCGCGACUGUUGCAGGCGAGCACCUUCCUGACCGCAGGAGACACCCAGUACUCCAUGCUGCCGCCGUCACAGGCGGUUCAGAUCGGCCCUACCUUCACCUUGUCGAUGUACAUGCUUUUCGCCAGCCAUCUUCGCCCACACGACGAGGAAGGGAUCCGGGAAGCCACCUGGAAAGAGGUCGUGCACAAGGCCCGCUUGAAGCUCCGACGCGUUCCCAUGGACACAAAUUCACAAACCCAGAUACCUGACCCGCAACUCCCCGCCGAGGCCAGGGUAGACGAGUUCGCCUACCAAGUUCUAAUCAUCGAAGACCUGGACGACGGACGAGUCCAUUCCUUCGACGAGAGAGAACCCCAACCCCACAGCUACGAAGGAAUCAGCACCGCCGGCGUCCGCGAAAUCCUGCCCAUCCACGAGAUCUCGAAGAUAUUCUACGCAGACACGGGCAAAAUCCUGAACAUCAACACGGAGGGAGAAACCAACAACCCCGUCCUUCUCCUAAAGCGAGACAUCAACGCCAUCCCACCCCGACGCAUGGUCGAACGCGAAACCCAAUUCGGCUACGCCCCCUCCGAACCCCACGACUACGAGUCGGACGGCUCAGUCGACGAGAUGCAAGCCCAGCUGGACGCCCAACUCAACGACGCAUCCAGCACCCACCCAUCCGCCAGCUUCCACAAGGACUCCAUCCCCGACGAAUGGCGCCUCCCCAAAGACCUCGACCCAGAGUGGAUCGCCUUCGAAGUUUACAACGAAGAGGACGAGUCCGACUCCGAAUCCGAAGCAGAAAACCCCGACCCUGAAAGUAUGACCAAGCUGUCCCUCGAUUCCUCAUCAUCGUCGCCCACCCCCACCCCGUCCAAACACCAACAUCGACGCACAGCACCAUCCCACCUCACACCCGCCCCAGCAACACCUCCAACAACCGCCACAGCAACAGCAACAGUCUCCAACCCCCACUUCAACAACAUCCGCACGUCGCUCUCCCUCCUCGAGACCCUCCUCCGCCUGACCUCCCUCCAACAAUUCCAGCAACAAUCCCACCUCUCCAUCAGCGACGAGCUGCUCAACUUCUUCCUCGAGGAAUCCUCCACCACCGGCGCCGGCGGCGACGAGCACCACCGCCAGCGUCUCCGCGCCGACGCAAGACGUCGCGUCGGCUGGGAUCCCUACGACGAGAGCCCCAUGAAGCGCAGAGGAGAGGACUAUCAGUAUGUUGGCGCGCCGGAAGGCACACCCCUACGGUUUUCGAGGGAGACGAGCGAGUUGCCCUAUUCGCCGGGGGAGAAGUGGUCGAGGGGGUUGAGGAUUAGGUCCAGGGAGAAUACACCCGAGACGCCCGGGAGGGAAGGGGGGUCUCCUGCUGCUGCUGCUGCUGCUGGUGUUGGGCAGAUGGAGUCGAAAAGGAGGGGGCUGGGGUCGGCUCUGGUGGAUGAGAGGGAUAGAGAUAGAGAUAGAUAUCGGAGGGCGUCGCCGCUUUCGAGGAAGUCGACGCCGGGAAAACCGAAAGCUGAAACCUGGAAGUUGAUGCGAUGA
Molecule: messenger RNA, 2226 nt
Organism: Aspergillus heteromorphus CBS 117.55
Lineage: Eukaryota; Fungi; Ascomycota; Eurotiomycetes; Eurotiales; Aspergillaceae
Product: RanGTP-binding protein
Exons: 6
Coding region: 181-2226 (681 amino acids)
Cellular component (GO): cytoplasm; nucleus
Molecular function (GO): GTPase regulator activity
Source: RefSeq, a predicted model, not a curated record